This is a messenger RNA of Clupea harengus (Atlantic herring), 1561 nucleotides long. RefSeq names its product metal transporter CNNM1-like (gene cnnm1). Gene Ontology annotation, molecular function: transmembrane transporter activity. The record is from RefSeq and is a predicted model, not a curated record. Lineage: Eukaryota; Metazoa; Chordata; Actinopteri; Clupeiformes; Clupeidae. Gene Ontology annotation, cellular component: plasma membrane. Gene Ontology annotation, biological process: transport; magnesium ion homeostasis.
CACAUGCACCUAGCUUGCACGCACACACUCACUCACACACUCACACACACACAGAUACAGACACAGACUUCUUCUACUUCUGAAUUGUGGUUAUGGAACGGUUCUUAUUUAAUCAGGUAAAUCUCACCUGGCGAUUGUGCACAGGGUGAACAAUGAGGGGGAGGGGGACCCCUUCUACGAGGUCAUGGGAAUCGUCACACUGGAGGACGUCAUCGAGGAGAUCAUCAAAUCUGAGAUAGUGGACGAGACAGACCUGUACACGGAUAACCGCAGCAAGAGGCGAGUGUCCCACCAUGAGAGGAAGAUGCAGGAUUUCUCAGUGUUCAAACUCUCAGAGAGCGACAUGAAGGUGAAGAUCUCACCACAGCUAAUGCUGGCUACACACCGCUUCCUGGCUACAGAGGUGGAGCCCUUUAAGCCAGCGCAUCUCUCGGAGAAGAUCCUGCUGCGUCUGCUCAAGCACCCAAGCGUCAUGCAGGAGCUCAAGUUUGACGAGCGCAACAAACGCUCGCCGCAACACUUCCUGUUCCAGCGCAACAAGCCCGUUGACUACUUCCUCCUGGUUCUACAGGGGCGAGUAGAAGUGGAGGUUGGGAAGGAGGAACUGCGCUUUGAGAAUGGAGCCUUCACCUACUACGGUCUCCCUGCCAUCACAUCUCUCCUGCCAACAGUCCAUAGAUCCCCCUCUAGAAGCAGCGGUCUGAAUCGCUCCGACUCCACUCUGCACGCGUACAGUGUGGGCCAACUCAGCAUAGGGGGCGGAGCCUAUCUACCGGACUACUCUGUUAGACAACUCACCAAUCUCCAAGUUGUAAAGGUUACUCGUGGUCACUACCAGAAUGCUCUGACAGCGAUGCGCAUGGACAUCCCCCACACUCCCGACGCAGAGACGCAGGGGGAGGGGGCCCGACCGGCCGGCCCGGAAACACGCUCACACAGCAUCGCCCUGCCAGUCACACGGCCCGAGCACAAACACCCCAGUGCUGGCACUCUCACUGAGCACACACACCUCCACACAGCCACUCACAGCGAGCAGGAGAGCGACAGCACCAGCAGCCUCAACGAGAGGAACCGCAUCGUCCGGAGUAAAUCAGAUGGCCAGAGGAGUCCCAGUGAUUCUGUGUUUCUGCGGUUGGAGGAGAUUCCCUACAGUCGAGAUACACACCAGGAUACACACACCACAGGCAACGGGAGGAGAAGACUGUCAGAUACUGAGGAGACAGAGGCGCCUAGCAAAGCCUAGCGAUGAGCGGGGGGCGAGCAGCUUCCUCCUCUCAGUUGUGUGUUCUACACACCCACACCUGACCUCUGACCUCUCACCUCGCUCAGGGCCCUCUGAGGAUGAAAGAGAGGAUGAUGAAGACGAAGAUGCUCUCUUCCGUCCGUCACAGAUGCUGACUCACAGAGAGCCCUGGCAUGACACACACAGACAACAUGACUACAGCCUUUGUCUCCACAGCUACCAUGACGACGGUUGGCAUGGCUACAGUGGGAGUGAGUGGGCCCUGAUGACAUCACAGGGAUGCUGCCUGCCUGCCUAUGUCGUACAUGCUGCAUUUCC